Molecule: messenger RNA, 5868 nt
Organism: Oncorhynchus tshawytscha (Chinook salmon)
Lineage: Eukaryota; Metazoa; Chordata; Actinopteri; Salmoniformes; Salmonidae
Product: BRD4-interacting chromatin-remodeling complex-associated protein-like
Exons: 12
Coding region: 1363-3708 (781 amino acids)
Biological process (GO): positive regulation of DNA-templated transcription
Cellular component (GO): SWI/SNF complex
Source: RefSeq, a predicted model, not a curated record
UAUUUCCAAGCCAACUCACAGGUUUUUUUUUUUUUUUGACACUGCGUGUGAAUUCGGACAGUUAAACGUUAUUUGACACGUAUAAAUGCAAUGUUUAGUGGUGCUAGCUCGCCGCUAUGGCAGAAAAUAACCCCGAUGAAAUGGGCAGAGGGACAUUAUAAAGCUAGCUACGGUUAGCUAGACGCGCAGCCGACAUACUACGACGCCAUCAGAUUAUUUUCAACUAAUCUUUCGUUAACUAACAAUACUUGAAGGGACCAUCCAAGAGCGCGUAUAUCGGUUUAAUUUGUGAAGUAAAAUGUAUUGUUUUGUUUCCUUUUUUUGGGGGGUGGAACUGCAUAUAAAGUGCCACGCUUAUCUGCGUAUGCCACAUGUUUUGUUAAGGACAAACUAGCAGCCCAACUAUACAAAAUGCAACUAGUUUCGCCAUUUCAAAACGGCCUGUUAAAUCUGAUUAACCAUAGUCGUGUAAUUCCCUUUACAUUGAACUACUCAAUUGUAGCUGAGACUUUGUCGCAUUGUUUUGAGUCUCAUCAUCAGGCUUUUCUUUCAAAUAAAGAUGGUGGCGGAGUCGCCAUUUUGUUUCAGACUUGCUACAUUUUUCCAGACUGAUACGGGAGUACGAGGCUACAUCACUGACUGGACACAAUGUAUCAGAUUUGUAAUUCGACAUGACAUCGAAUGAAUGAUACAAAUACGUAAAAAAAAAUAAGUCUAAAAUUGGGACACAUUGGGACACAGUAUAUUAGGAUAUAUUAGUAUACAGUAUAUUAGGCCCCUUACACUGGCAAUCCAUUUUUCAAAGCCCCACCUUGUUUAACUCUGCCAUUGCGGCUCUAUGAAUUAACCAAAUAACAGGUUCGCCCUUGAGAAUAGUAUGAUACUGUUGUUAUUCACUGUUCUAUGGCCCCUUCCGUCACGAGACGAAGGUCAACAUCAUAGGAGUUAGUUCUGUGGAAUGUUGGCUAUAAAAUGCUUUCUAAACGUUCAACUCCCAGACAACCUUGAAAUUGAACAGGGUGGAGUUAUUUACACCGAUGGCCAUCUUCAUUCUAUGGGAGGUGACAGGAGAGACGACCAAUAUGCAGGAGAAGGGUUCGGGAGCGUCACUCGCGGUCUGCUGUAGAGAGCAUGGUGCUUGCAACGCCAGAAUAAUGGGUUGUUUGCACACGACUGUAAAUCGCUUUGGAUAAGAGCGUCUGCUAAAAUAUCCUAUAUUAUUACUCUCAGGGAAUCUGGAUACUAGGUGGAGGGAUAGGGGCAAUACUGUACGUACUGUUCUCUUAACCUCGCUCUCUCCCAUCUGUCUCUCUCACCCUGCUCCCUUCUACUCCAGCACAGAAAAUAAAGGGUGGUUAAUUAAUGAUUCCAUGCCCGCUGUCAGAAAGCUGUGUCAUGGAUGAUGAGGACGAUCGCCGUCUUCUGGAUAUUAUAGGAGAUGUGCAGGCAUUGAAUGACUACCUCCACGGCUCCACCAACAAGUCUAUUGAGGAGGAUGAUGUGACGAACGCAGCGUACGGCUCUGCUGGAACCUUCUUCACUAGUAACACUGCUGGUUCUAACUCUGGCCUCAAAGAUGGCGAGUUUGAGGAUUCAGCGGGGGCUGGCCUCCAGCUUUCCAGCAGCCUAUCGUUCAUCGAGGAUGAGCUGGGGGGAGGAGCAUCUCCAGGAGGAAUGGAUCUUGGAGGAGGAGAGGACCAGCACUUUGACAUCCUGCAGAAGUCUCUCAUGGAGGCAGACAUCACUGAACAGACUCUGGAACAGGAGGCCAUGCUAGACUCCCAACCACCUCCCCCUCCGGCCCCCUCUCCAUUCCCCGCCCAGCUGGUCUCGGGGGGGUACAGCGGCGGGGUCACCACCGCGACAGCAGCGUUUCCCAGUGGUCAGUUUCUCCAGGGCGUAUCCCAGGUGUCCCAGCUGCCCAACGGCCAGGCAGGGGGGCACAUCCAGGUGUUGGGGUCCUUCGGAGGUGGAGGGGUCCAACAGAUCCUCCUCCGGCAGGGUGGGGAGAUCGGGGGGGUGAUGGGGGGAGUAGCAGCAGGGGGGCAGGUGUUCACCGCCUCCUCCCAAGUGGGCCAGGUGAACCAGGUGGGCUUGCCCUUUAAAAACAUCCCCCUGCAGAACAUCAUCAUCCAGAGAGGACCAGGGGGCACCCAGGCCCUGGUCAGACCUAUCCAGCCCAAACCCCUUCAAGCUGGGGCUCAGACAGUCUACAGCCUGGGACUCCAGACCACAACCACCACCAUGGUUAACACUGCGGCCCAGGGACACUACACAGCUAACGGCUCCAUCCUGGUCCACUCUCCGCUGGGGCAGCAGAACCAGGGACAACAAGUCCAGGCCAAUUUGGCCCCAGGGCAGUACCUGGUCCACCACAAUGGCUCCUCAGACCCAUCCCAAUCAACCAUGGUAGCCAAUCAGAACACAGUGCAGCUUGUCACCGGGCAGAACUUCACGGCGACGGCGGGUGGUCAGCUGAUCCAAGUGGGAGGCAGUCAGGUGGGAGGCAGUCAGGUGGGAGUAGGAGGAGCCAUGACCCAAAAAUGGCAGACUUUUCCUGGUACUAGCCCUGCCCCCAUCCAGGUGGCAUCAAAUCAGGGGUGUCUGACGCUGGUUGGCACAGCGACCGCAGGGGUUCGGGGUCAGGUGUCGUGCAGCCCAGUGCAGCGCCUCGCAGUGACUCAGAACAGCAGCUCCCUCUCCCCCAUGUCUCUCCCUGGUACUGGUACUGCCACACAGGAUGAGGAAUACUCACAGGCUCAGACACAGCUUGUCAACCUCCUUGGAAACAAAGCUGUGAAAACAAUGACCUCCGUGAGCCAAGACUCCCUGCUAAACACACAGGUCAGCGCUCAGAAGAGGCAGGCCCCUCAGCAGCUCACCAGAGGAGCAAUGAUGCUACAUCAGUUGACGAUGGAUCGUUCAGGGGUUCUGUCACCUGACAUCACCCGCUUCACCUCAUUGGACGACGCACUGCACAGACUCCUCCCCUACCACAUGUUCCACGGUGCUCCGCCCAACAAGGAAGAGUUUUCUCAAGUGGAUGAUGAGUUUGAGACGAUGGCGACUCAGGUGUUGAAGAGGACCCAGGUUAUGAUCAACAAAUACAGACGACUGCUGAUGGUGGAGGCUGAGCGCUCCAGUCCCUCCUCAGAGAUGGUGAUGAUUGACAGGACCUUUAACCAAGAGGAACGGCAGAACCUGACACAGGACAAACGUAUGAUACUGGUUGACCCAGAUGGCUUCUUGGAAGAUUUCUGUUGUGCGGUGAAGCCGUCUCUCCUCUCUCCCCCCUGCCUCCCCUUGGACCCUCUCUCCUCCCUCUCGUCCAGCCAUGGCCAUAGACAGUCAGUUGGGGGGUUGAACACAGACCCCCCUCACAGGACAGACCCCCAGUCAGGCUAUGGAGACCCGGGGGGAGGUAGUGGGGGAGGAGGAAAAGACUCUUAUAAGAGUAUCAUUGACCUGAAGAGAACUCAACAUAGCAACUAUGGAAACAAAGCUGCUUGUAGCAACAACAACAACAGCAACUAUCACCUUGGAAACGUGGCUGCUACGGCCACAGCGGCAGUGCCGACAGGGACGGAACAGACUCAGCACCUGUCUCACCUGCCCUCUCACCCCCAGGUCCCCCUACCACUCCCUUCCACCCCGCCCGACACAGACUCGGUUCUAGAGGCAGCCGUCAACAGCAUUCUAGAAUGUUAGAGACUGACAGGCAGACGUGCCCAUCACUCUAUCCUUCCAUUCCUCCAUCUCUCAUCCUCCCAUCCUUUCCCCUCAGCUCGCUCCAGGGAUGACAUGUUUGUUGUUUAUUUUCUCCUUCUCUCUCUCUCAUUGUUAGUCCACUUCAACCAGUUCUGAGUUAGUUACAGCCAUAGAAAUAUAAUCUAGAUUGUAUUUCUAUGGUUACAGUAUUAUAUUUACUGUAGAACAGCCAGGUGUCAUGAUCUUUGUGACAUCAUAUCCUGUUGGGUGUGAGUGGGGAGAGGAUGCAAAGAUUGUCUAUUAUAUUGACAAAAUAGUCGAUUGACUGCUCUAACAAUGGAAAUACAUGUCCUCUAAGAUGGAAGGCAGGUGGGAGGUGGCGAGAUCAGGUAGGACUAUUUUAGCCAAUGAGAGGGAAGAUACGUGUGUGAAUAACAGGCCAUAGAGAUAGAUGGAGGACUCAUCUCUGUAUCUGUGCCAUCAUAGCGUCUGUGACAGCAUGGGCAGCGCCAUUGAGGCUAUUUCCAUUUUAAAGUAGUACAUUUUCUUCUUCAUUAGCCGAUUGCUUCCAACUCAUAGGAAUCCCCACCCAGUUGGCUACUUUAAAAUGGUGGAAGCCCCAAUGGCCACUUUAAAACGAGUUAUAUCCACGAAGAGUUCUCUAUAUACAGUAUCCUAUGACAACAGGUACAACUCAGAUAUUAAUGCCACGUGUGUCCACUUAUAUCAGUGCAUUUGUAACAACCUAACCAUUGCAAAACUUCUAUUUGAUCAAAUAAGCCUCAUGAAGGAAAUGACCAAUUACAUUUUUUGUUGGCCAAAUUCGACACCCUCUCUCAUUGACCUCUAUACAAACAUUCCUAAAUUCCUGAAACCCAAUGUUAGGAUACGUCCCACAAUGCUGAAGUUCAGCGAGGAGGAAGAUGAUGAUUCUGUGCCUGAGAAAUUCUACGUUGUCCUUGAAUUGUUUACAUGAAGAAGCCUUGUAAGAAAUGUCCUUUUUGCACCUGACAUUACACACCUACACAUAAAAUACAGUAGUAAUUGAUGGAUUGGAAAACUACAACAAAUAUUUUUGUGUUUUCUACUUCAGUCUUCACGGUAAAGUCAAGCCAGAGAGACUCACUCACACUCUGUGUCUAUAUAACGACUAAACAAGCAGCUUUUGGUUUUCUGUCAGUUGUCAUUUUCUUAUUUGGCAUUUUUUCUUUUGUACCUUAAAGGUAUGUGACGCCCCUCUGCACUCACACACAUUCACUCUCAUUAGAGUGUAUUGGUGCUGGGGGGGAACUAACUCCUCAGAUUGAGGGAGAAAUGUUUCGCCUUGUUUAUCUUUUUUUGGCUUCAAUUUUUUUAUUUUUUUAAAAUCAUGAUUUGUGUUGUUAGGGAUGUGUGUAGCAGCGAAGUUAACACGCAACCACUGUAACCAUGGUGAGAUUUAAUGACCCUGGAAGGUCAUGGGUUGUAUGUCUCUGCGUACGUACGCUGGACGAAUGUCACUCAUUACUUCGCCUGCUUAACUUUCCUCUCCUCUAUUCUAUCCAUCACUUCACUCAAUCCUCCUGUCCCGCCCAACAAUUAUACCCUAAUCAACAGGAGAGAGAGAGAGGGGAGUGUCUAUGCUCAUAAAUUGACUGAAUGAACAGACUGAAGGCUUUAGAGAGAGAACACAGCUGUCUGUUUUACAUGUUGUCUUGUCAACCCUCUGUAUUUCAGCCCUGGUCCUGACCACCCCCAUGUCUCAAAUUACACCCUAUGCCUGUGAUAGUGCACUACUUUUGACAAGCUUAUGUGGCGUGGAGCAAAAGUAGUGCACUUAAUGGGGAACAGUCGUUUCACACAGGAGUGCCUAAGGUUGAUAUACUAGGUUCUUUCUGGCAAGGAGUGACACAUUUUUACUUCAUUACCCCCAUUUUCACUGUUUACUUUUGUCUCACUCUGUACAUGAUUUGUAUAGUUUUUAUAUAUAUAUCUAUAUAUAAAAAUGAAACAAUAUUUAUACUUUUUUGUAAAGAAAAAGAAUGUAAAAACAUUUUGUAUUCUGUUGGCUAUGAAGUGUUCCAAAAGAAAUCAUUACAAAUACUGUGUUCAUUUUUAGUUUGUGUUCACUACAACAGAAAGAAAAGUCAACAAUAAAUUAAUUUUGAAUACAAUCAUAAA